CAUUGGUGCAGAUCAAUUUAAUCAAGAUGAAUUGAUUGGGGAACUUUCAUUAAAGUAAAAUAAUGUAUAGGCUCGACAAGAGAUUCAAAUGUAGAUAUGUACUUUUGUAUUUCAAGUGCCGGUCAGACAGCUCGGGCUCCUGGAUCCAACGGCAACACGGUGCACCUGACAGUGUUACUGACAGUGAGCAGCAGCGGGGGGAGGGGCGUGUCUGCAGGCGUUUCUCAGUACGUGAUUGGCGGAGGCGUCCAGACGGGAGGCAGGGUCCGCCGACGAGGGAGGAGCCUGCGCGGCAGUGGUCCAAUAUAGGCGCUGGAGGCGAGGGAGCAUCUCGAUUAUAGAAAGUCAUUCGCGAGGCGACGAGGAGACCGGAGAUCCGCGGGAGCUCAGGAGUUUCACCUCUUUACUUCCUUUUUUUUCUCCCCCCCCUCCCCUUGUCCUGCGCCUGCCGCCGCCGACCACCACGAUUCUCUCCAAAAAACGACUUCUCAUCCAGAACGCUCUGCGUCUCGGCAGUUUUUUUUCUUCUUCUUCUUCUUCUUCCUUUCUUCUUCCUCCCUGAGGCGUUUCUUUUUGUAGAAAAGCCAACACGGAGCCGAACGAGGACGACGGACAACGACCCUCCCUCACCUCCGCAAUCAUGAUGUCGAUGAACAGCAAGCAGCCUUUCGGCAUGCACCCGAUCCUGCACGAGCCCAAGUACGCGCCGCUGCACUCCAGCUCGGAGGCCAUCCGCAGAGCGUGUCUGCCCACACCGUCGCUCCAGGGCAACAUCUUCGCCGGCUUCGACGAGCAGCUGCUGCAGCGCGCGGAGGCUCUGGCCGCCGUGGACAUCGUGGCCCAGAAGAGUCACCCGUUCAAGCCGGACGCGACCUACCACACCAUGACCACCAUGACCAGCAUGGCGUGCACGCCGACCUCGUCGUCCGCGCACCUGCACCACCCGUCGGUGCUCACCUCGCACCACCACCCGGGGCACCACCAGUCGGCGCAGGGUCUGGACGGCGACCUGCUCGACCACCUGACGCCGGGCAUCUCCCUGGGAGGCAUGUCCGGCUCGGACGUCUGCUCCACGGCCUCGCACAACGCGCACGCCCACAUGUCGGCCAUCAACCACAUGCAGCACCACCACCACCACCACCACCCGCAGUCCAUGAACAUGCACGCGCACGGGCUGGGCUCCCACGGCUCCCUGGGGAGCUCCGGCGGCGACGCGGAGCCCGAUCCGCGGGAGCUGGAGUCGUUCGCCGAGAGGUUCAAACAGAGGCGGAUCAAGCUCGGCGUGACCCAGGCGGACGUGGGCUCGGCGCUGGCCAACCUCAAGAUCCCCGGCGUCGGCUGCCUGAGCCAGAGCACCAUCUGCAGGUUCGAGUCCCUGACGCUGUCGCACAACAACAUGGUGGCGCUCAAGCCGAUCCUGGAGGCCUGGCUGGAGGAGGCGGAGCGCGCGCAGCGGGAGAAGAUGUCCAAGCCCGAGAUCUUCAGCGGCGGCGACAAGAAGCGGAAACGCACGUCCAUCGCGGCGCCGGAGAAGCGCUCGCUGGAGGCCUACUUCGCCGUGCAGCCGCGGCCCUCGUCGGAGAAGAUCGCCGCCAUCGCCGAGAAGCUGGACCUGAAAAAGAACGUGGUGCGCGUUUGGUUUUGCAACCAGCGGCAGAAGCAGAAACGAAUGAAGUUUUCGGCGACGCACUAAAAGAGACAAGGGGUCGUUUACAAAAAAGAGACAAACCAGAGACAAGCUGCUGCUGCCGCUGCUGCUCACUGUCAGAAACAAGGUGCACCGUGGUGCCUUUGGUUCCGGGAGCCCGAGCUGUCCGACCCGCGGCCCGGGGCCUUUAGGCGCGCACUUAAAAUACAUAUCCACAUUUUAAUCUCAUAUCGAGCCUGUAUAUUAUUUCCUUUUAUAAAAGUUCUCAUCAAGUCCUUAUUUUCAAAAAAAAAGAGAGCCCCUGAAACAAAACAGCAUCCAUCCUGUAAAGAUGCUGCAUCACUAUAAUUGGCUGAAUAAAUAGUAUUAUGUUAUCAUACAUUUGUUCUGACUAAUAUUGGACUGAAUAUCUCGUUGAGGGUCAUUACAGUGUUGAGGAGCAGCUUCCACUGGCGUGUGUUUUUUUGCACCAGUGGUUGUGGAAACCGAUUUCACCGAAAGUAUUCGACACACGCCGCAACCAUAUCUAUAUAUAUAUAUAUAUUUAUAUGUUUCUUUUCAUCUUCUACUUUUUAUUUGAAGCAGAUGCAAAGAAGAAGACACAACGUGUCUCUGGGUAGUUUAGAGACACUGACAGGUCUGGAUGCGGGACACCUGACGACCAAUCAUCACUCGGCAUGUACAGGAAAUCUUUUUUUCAUCUUUUUCUUUUCCGGAAAACAACAACAACAACAACAACAACUGGAUCCAACGGUGUACCUUUUUUUUUCUUCUUCUUUUUAAAAAAAAAAUAAUUCUGACAGUGGAGACGGGAGCACCGGGAGCACCGGGACCGGGACAAAAAAACUUUGAGCCCCCUGUCCGAAAACUCCAGACUCUUAAAAAAAAAAGAAAAAAGCUGGUAACUCUCUGAGAUCAUGUCGGGCUGAGAGAGAAGAGGGAAAAAGAGGAGGAGGAACAAUUCGUUCAUAUGGCAAUUAUUGUACAAAGUAAAUUAAGAAUAAUAAUAAUGAGGGGGGGAGGGAUGAUAAUUGUGAUUAUCCUCCUUAGUUGGAAUAGCGUUUUUUAUAUUUAUCAUUGUACAUAUAUAACUUGUGAAUAUGUUGCACCUCCCAUGUGUGGACAUGAUCAUUGAAAAUGUAUUGGACGUUUGUUCCGCUGUCUCUCUCUUUUCUCUCACACGUGUUCGUUUCCGUAGGGAAGUGGUCGGUUAGAGGACAAACAAAACACGUUGCUGGGUCCCUAAAUAAGAUGAAGGCACAAAUAACUCGUGGGGAGGAAGAGGAAGAAGGAACACACGCACGAACACACACACACACGAACACACACACAUUCACACCGUGUAGCUGUGUGUCUACCUCAUUAUACGCAAGUGUUGGCACGUUCAUGGUGAUUUUAACACACACACACACACACACACACACACCCUCCCCCACACACGCGCGCUAUAAAAGAGGAGUAUAGGAUUAUUAUUAUUAUUAUUUAUGUAUUUAUUUAUUUAUUUUGAUGGUUUGUGUUUUUCUUUUUGUUCCUCUUCCACCGGUGAAUUAGGCCUAGAGAACACUCACUGAUGUGUAAACCUGUUGUAUGUUCACUGCAAUGAUGCUCUGACAAUCAAAUUAUUAUUAUUAUUAUUAUUAUUACUAUUAGGUUGUUGCUUUUGUGUCCCCAUUAUUUUUUUUGCAUAUUGUUAUAAUAAUUCUUCAUCACUGACACCUUCGUGGAGCGCACUUUGUAGAUAUUCUGAUGAAGGGAAAAAAUAUUCAGCCUUAUUUAUACUUUUUUUUUCUUCCCCACCACUUCUGAGAAUAACUUAUUAUUAUUUAUAUUAUUAUUAUUAUUAUUAUUAUUAUUUUUGGAGAAGAAGAAAAAGAAGAAAGAAACAUAUUUCAUUUGUGAAAGUGUGCUUUUUAUUGUGUCUGUGUAAAAGCGACAGGAGCUGAAAUAAACCGUGCACGUUUUA
Messenger RNA from Scophthalmus maximus (turbot), 3611 nucleotides. RefSeq names its product POU class 4 homeobox 4 (gene pou4f4). The transcript is spliced from 2 exons. Gene Ontology annotation, biological process: regulation of transcription by RNA polymerase II. NCBI's taxonomy places the organism in Eukaryota, Metazoa, Chordata, Actinopteri, Pleuronectiformes, Scophthalmidae. Gene Ontology annotation, molecular function: DNA-binding transcription factor activity, RNA polymerase II-specific; RNA polymerase II cis-regulatory region sequence-specific DNA binding. The coding region runs from base 641 to 1693 and encodes 350 amino acids. The record is from RefSeq and is a predicted model, not a curated record.